Messenger RNA from Entamoeba dispar SAW760, 657 nucleotides. RefSeq lists its product as uncharacterized. Gene Ontology annotation, cellular component: membrane; clathrin vesicle coat. The transcript has 2 exons. Gene Ontology annotation, biological process: endocytosis. Lineage: Eukaryota; Evosea; Mastigamoebida; Endamoebidae. The record is from RefSeq and is a predicted model, not a curated record. The coding region runs from base 1 to 657 and encodes 218 amino acids.
AUGACUGAACAGAUAGAACAAAUCUUGUUGGUUAUUAACCAAUGUAUGAUGUACAGAAUUAAGCCAAUGACAUCACCAAAUAUGAAAUAUAAGGCAGGUGAAUGGACACCAGAAGACUUUUUAUGGCAAGGAAAAUGUGUUGUUGUUGCAAGAGGAGACCAAUGUAUUGUUAAAUUUGUAGAUAGUAAUACUGAUGCUACAUUUGCUCAAUGUCCUGUUGGACCAGGUGCUGUUGAACCAGUCAUUGACUCAUCAAGAUAUUUUGUUGUAAGAAUCGUUGACGAAACCCAAGGAAGAAAAGCCUUCUUAGGUAUGGGUUUCCAAGAACGUUCUGAGGCAUUUGAUUUCACCGUUGCUCUCCAAGACUUCGAAAGAAGAUUAACUGAACGAAAAGAACGAGCCAAUAAGAAGGAAGAACCAAUUGACAUGUCUGCUUUUGAACUUAAACCAGGUCAAACUAUUACUUUGAAUAUUAAAAGUACUGCCCCAACUGGAAAGAAACCUUCAAAAGGUACUUUACUACCACCACCAUCAUCUGGUAAACGAGCACAAUUUUCAGCACCUCCUUCAGUACAAAAACCAGCUCAACCAGUAGCCAAUGUUCAACCCCAACAGCAACCAAAGAAAGACAGUAUCGACAGUUUACUUUUCUUUUAA